Messenger RNA from Uranotaenia lowii, 1340 nucleotides. RefSeq lists its product as uncharacterized. NCBI's taxonomy places the organism in Eukaryota, Metazoa, Arthropoda, Insecta, Diptera, Culicidae. Bases 78 to 1274 code for a protein of 398 amino acids. The record is from RefSeq and is a predicted model, not a curated record. The transcript has 2 exons.
AUCAGUUGAAACGCCCUAUCGGUAGUUUGGGAUUAGUCGCGUUUCGUCAAUUGAAGUGAUCUUGUAUUUUGAGUGGAAUGCGAGGUUUACUGUUUUACGUUUUGGCAAUCCAGUGUAUUGCGCUUAUCCUUGGGUCAACUAAAGAUUACAAGGAUAACAUUUGUUUCAAUGGAGAUUAUGAUACUGCUGGCAACUGUCAGUGUAGGGAAGGAUAUUCGUUGUUUAAUGGAAAUUGUUUCCUUGCAACAAGUCCAACAAAUUAUCAAGCACCCCUGUCUACGAGGACCACAAGGCGCUGCGGUGCAGGGAUGAUCCAAUAUAACGGGAAUUGCGCACCGAUCGAUUGCUCUGGAACUUCAUGUGGUGCGGCGUGUCUACCUGGCUUCAUCCUCAAGGAUGGUUUUUGUGUGCUCCCAGAUCAAAAGUGUCCACAAGGAAUGGUUUCACAUGAUGGCUAUUGCCAUUACUAUCCACUUCUUCCGUCAUCGGCCACAUUACCACCAUUAGAGAAAAUUGAAGAAGUUCCUCCGUUGCGUGUUACUAUUCCUAUGCCCGAGCUCCCUCUCGAUCCCCUUGAUCCAAACAACGGUAAAAUAACAGACUCGGAAGAAGUAGAAGUAGUCCCCAACCUUAGACCACCCAGUCAAGCGUUGCCAGCUACGAGCAAUGUUCACAAUCUCAAUACAGUGAAUUCACCUACUGACGUCAACACUCACAAUGUGAACAACGUAUUCGUCCACAUAACUCGAACGAAAGCUAACGGGGCCAUCAAGGCCGUAGUUAUAAGAAACAACGAGACAACUGUUUACGAAGAACCACCGAAAGAGAAAUCAGACCCAGCAAGCUGCGAAGAAACCGAAGAGGAAGAGGAAGAGGAUACAAGUGAACCCCCAUCAGAACAACCGAAAAAGUGCUGUAUUGUGGUUUCUCCUCGUAUCUGCCAGAAACAGGAUCAAGACGAGUGGGUUUGUUUCCAUCGGAAGCAUUAUCGUUGCGGCAGUUUUUGCACUGCGGACAUUAUGUACCUGAAACCACGCCAGCCGAAAAUACACAACUCGAUGUUGCUCAUGCCACCGACUUAUGGAUAUUCUCCCAUGAUGCGUUUCGGUAUCUGUCGUUGGGGAGUCUGCCCACCGAUAGAUUGUUCCGGUUGCCUCAGUGGAACGUAUCGCUGCCACUAUAAGUGCUACACCUAUGAUUGUGCUCAGUAUGGUAAAUGUAAUUUCAUUAACCAAGAGGAAUUCUGUAAUGAACAUGACGAUGACCUAUGUUAGCUUAAGUAAAAUACCUAAUUUAAAUCAAUUAAAUUUACUGAAUAAAUAAAACUUAAGCAUCUUCAA